UAACUAUGUAAAGUCAAUCAACACAGUAUAAAUGUUUUUCAUUCAUUGCGCGUUCUUGUUGCUCAUUUGUAUAAAUUUUCGAUAAAUUUCGUAAAAAUAAACAAAAUUUGAUGAUGAGUGAAGAAAUAGGUGGCAAGAAAACCUCAUUAUCAAGCCUUAUCUACCCAAAGCGCAUACCAAACAUUAAGUUUGGUCCUAUCAAGGACGAAAUGGGCUUCACACUCAGCGAAAGACUGGCUCUCAGACAGGCGUGGAACUUGAUCAAACCCUUUGAACGGCGCUACGGUCAGGAUGUGUUCUAUAGCUUCUUAAAUGAUUACUCUUGGGGUAUUAAAAAGUUUGGGAACGGAACUGAGCUCGACCUGGCAGCCCUGCACUCACAUGCUUUUCGAUUUAUCAACUUUUUUGGACUUCUCAUCGAGGAGAAAGAUUCUGUAAUGUUCCAGCUGAUGAUAAAUGACAACAACCAAACCCACAGUCGCUGCAAAGUGGGCUCCUUUUUUGUUGGGCAUCUAGCCCAGGCCCUGGCGGACUAUGUGCUGAAGGUGUUCCACAAGGUCAGCUCGCUAUCACUGGAACGGGGCUUGGACAAACUCGUGGAGAAGUUCCAGAACUACCAGGACAAUCCGUCGAUUACCUCCGCACACAAUCGCCUGAGCAAGAUGAACUCUGAUCCCCGCCCUCCCAGAGGAAACGCUGCCUCUGCCACCGCGAUAUCAGGCUUCUAGUAUCAGCCUCUGUCGCAGUCGCCGACGCAGUUGCCGCUUAUUUUGCUUAGCUGCUAAGCGAUUUCCUUGGAGAAAUUCAGUUCAGCUCGGACGCUCAUCGCGUCCAUAUACACGUUUCGAUAGUUAAGGCUUUCGGAGAACUGAAGUGAUCAGAAGUGACAGUAACAACGUAAACAUAAAUAAAUUGUACAUAUAACCUCGCAUUUGCGGGCUAAUCGGCAAA
Drosophila santomea is the source of this 951-nucleotide messenger RNA. RefSeq lists its product as uncharacterized. The transcript is spliced from 3 exons. Lineage: Eukaryota; Metazoa; Arthropoda; Insecta; Diptera; Drosophilidae. Gene Ontology annotation, molecular function: heme binding; oxygen binding. The record is from RefSeq and is a predicted model, not a curated record. The coding region runs from base 111 to 728 and encodes 205 amino acids.